AUGGUGAGAGAUGGGGAGAAAUUGGUUUAUCAAAAUAUAGCAGCAUUCAGAAACUCUUCGCGAUUUCUCCCAGUGGAACUUUCACGAGCCAAAUCGAGCAUGACUAUAAUGGGAAAAUAUUACGGGACGCUAGGAAACUGGCAUGUUUCUGAACCGCUAUCAAGUGCUUUAGAACCAAUAUUGCGAUUAAUUUGUCAUCCUAUACUUAAUCAACCAUUCAGAAUCAUGAUGUUUAUGUUGCUGAUGUUGCUGAUGUUACCAGUUAUUUAUUGUGAAAUGACAGAAGAAGCCAAAACACAGAUUUUAACUCUUCAUAACGAGCAUAGAAGUAAACUGGGAGCCACUAAUAUGUUUAAAUUACACUGGGAUGAUAAACUAGCCGAAGCUUCUGAAAUUUGGGCUAAUCGGUGUGUUUAUGAACACAAAGGACGAGGAGAAAAUCUCGCAUGGAACAAACCGCCCAAACCUUUUACAACUGAAGAGUACAUUAAAGACGCUUUCGAUGCCUGGUACGCUGAAAAGAGGGACCAUUCUUACGGAUCUGGUCGCUGUGCUUCUUUUAAUAGUUGCCACUACACACAGCUUGCAUGGCACGACACCACCAAAAUUGGGUGCGCCUACAAAACCUGUCCAUAUUUAACCAAUGCUGCUCGUGGUGCCUGGUGGAUUGUUUGUAAUUACUUACCUUGGGGUAACAAUGGGGGAGAAAAGGUGUUUGAAAUUGGUGGAGAAGCUUGUUCUCAUGAAGAUUGUAAAGAUUUACCUUGUGAAGAUGAUCUGUGUGUAGGAGAAAAGAAAAUGAAAUGUGAAGAUAAGAAUAAAGAUUGUAAGGCGUGGAGUAAGGGUGGACAAUGUAAGAUUAAUGCCAACUUUAUGGAAAGAGAGUGCCAAAAGUCUUGUGGUAUUUGCAAACCUACAGAGGAGCAAAUGGCAGCGGAUAAAGCUGAUUGCGAAGAUAAGAAUGAGAAAUGUGAGAAAUGGUCGAACGAAGACCAGUGUGCUAGGAAUCCUAAUUUCAUGUUGGUCACCUGUCCAAAAUCUUGUCGACAAUGUUAA
Molecule: messenger RNA, 1056 nt
Organism: Lottia gigantea (owl limpet)
Lineage: Eukaryota; Metazoa; Mollusca; Gastropoda; Lottiidae
Exons: 8
Coding region: 1-1056 (351 amino acids)
Source: RefSeq, a predicted model, not a curated record